This is a messenger RNA of Cyprinus carpio (common carp), 1578 nucleotides long. It is a transcript of the gene il10rb, whose product is annotated as interleukin 10 receptor subunit beta. NCBI's taxonomy places the organism in Eukaryota, Metazoa, Chordata, Actinopteri, Cypriniformes, Cyprinidae. Gene Ontology annotation, molecular function: protein binding; interferon receptor activity. The record is from RefSeq and is a predicted model, not a curated record.
GUGGCAUGACUUGUGACUUCGCUGUAGUUUCGGGACAUCACUUCCGCGUGACUGCCGCUCCACUUCCUGUGUUCUCGACGCAGCUGUGCGGUCAUGGCGGCGUUUCGCUGCUUCGGAGUGUGUCUCGUGCUUCUGACUGGAGUGUCCGCAGGUGGCGCUGUUGGAGCGGCAGAAUAUAGUGGUUUCCCCGGUAACGGCAGUAAUCAAAGCAGCGCUGUGCUUACAGAUCUGAGGUGUCCUGAGAACGUCAGCACCGUGGACUCGCUCAACACCCGUUAUGUGCUGCGGUGGGACUGGCCUCAUGAGACCGCCGUCCACCAGAACGUCACCUUCACUGCGCAGUAUAUAGCGGAGCGUCUCUACCGGAAGCCCCGUCAUGAGAAGUACUGGACGACGGUGUGUGUCGAUGUUUUGGAGCAUCGCUGUGAUUUCACUGGAGCUGAACUGCAGUACUUGGCCUUAUAUCUUCUGCGCGUGUGCACCAACACGCCACAGCAGUCCUCCAAAUGGAUCCAGAUCAGAUUCUGUCCUGAUAAACACGCUGCUUUAGGUCCUCCGUCCAGUGUGAGGCUGAGGUCAGUUAAAGAACAUCUAGAGAUCAACAUCAUUGACCCUCUGACCAGCACUAACCAGUCCAUGAAAACACUGCUGGACAACAAUCUGAGCUACCUCAUCCAGUACUGGAGGCGCUCUGAAGAGCCGCAGAAGGCUAAGGUCCUGCGGACGAAGAACAAUGUGGUGAUGCUGAGUGAUCUGGACAGACAGACGUGGUACUGUGUGAGAGUCCAGAGCCACUACGACUUCUACGACAAGACCAGUGUCUUCAGCGACACACACUGCACACGCACCGGAGGUCAGAUGCCACACUGGCAGAUAUUCCUCUACUUCCUGAUCUCUCUGCUGCUGUGCUUCCUGCUGGUGCUGCUGCUGUCCUUCUGCUUUUACAAGAUGUUCACGCUCUUAAAGAGCACCUUCUGCCCAGCCAUUCACCUCCCGGAUCACAUUCAGGAGCUGUGGUCAUCUGACUCCAGAAAGCAGCAGCUGCUGGCUCCUGAGUCUCCAGAGUCUGUGUGUGAGCCGCUGGUCAUGGCCAGUGUUGAGCUGGACGCUGCGGUGGUCAACACUGAGGAUCAGGACACCAGCAGUCACAGCUGGCACGGCAGCGGAGACUCGGGCGUUUACUCCACAGAGGAGGACUCCAGUCACAGAUCUGACCUACAGAUGACCGGCAGAAAGCACAGAGAAGAGCAGCAUGAUGGGACGCAGCUGGAGCUCUGAGCUCGAAACGGUCAACAGAUGUCAGCUUUCUGCAGCUCUGCCUUUCUGUUCAAACAUCUGUCAGCUUAUUGUACAUGUUGAGACAGCAGCACCUUAAUGGCAUUUGAGCCAUAUUUUUCUUUUCUGUAUUUUAUCAUGCAGAUUUCUGAUGAUUCUUAUAGAAUCUUAAUUCAUAAUUGUCACUUUAUAUCUUUGUUAGCUUUAACAACAGCAGCAUUUAAUAAGAGAAUGAACUGUCAUGUGUUGAUUGUUUUCUCACUCAUCUCCGCUCAGCGUCAGAUUAAAGUAACCUCUAUCAUA